AUGGCGACCGUCAAUGAGACGUUUGCCUCGCCCGUGGCUGAUGCCGGCCUGGCUUCCUCAAUCACCCAGGAUCCCGCUGGCUUGUUGAUGUCCAUCUACAAUGGCAUGACCGUCUGGUCCGCCCUCUUCACCAUCUUCCUCCUCCUCGUCACCUACGAUCAAGUGAAAUACAUCUGGCUCAAGGGAUCCAUUGAAGGCCCCAGGUUCAAAAUCCCCUUCAUGGGCCCCUUCCUCCAGUCCGUCAAUCCAAAGUUCCUCGAGUACCAGGCGAAAUGGGCUAGCGGUGAAUUGAGCUGUGUCUCCGUUUUCCACAAGUUCGUCGUCAUUGCUUCGACCCGUGAUAUGUCCCGUAAGGUUUUCAAUUCGCCAGCAUAUGUGAAACCAUGCGUUGUCGAUGUUGCGCACAAACUUCUUGGCAAGGAUAACUGGGUGUUUUUGGAUGGCAAAGAGCACGUAGAAUAUCGCAAGGGCUUGAACGGCCUUUUCACCAGAGCGGCCCUGACCAACUACAUGCCCCAGCUGGAAGAUGUCUAUGAUAGAUUCUACAACAUGUUCGUCCAAAAAUCCGAGGAGCUCGAGAUGAAGCCGGAGCCGUGGAUGCCGCAUUUCCGUGAAUUGAUGACCGCAUUGUCCUGCCGCACGUUCGUGGGCCAUUACAUGUCUGAUGAGGCCGUCAAGAACAUCGCAGACGACUACUACCUAAUCACCGCUGCCCUCGAGUUGGUCAACUUCCCCAUCAUCAUCCCCUUCACCAAGACAUGGUACGGAAAGAAAUCGUCAGACAUGGUCCUGCGCGAAUUCUCAAAAUGCGCUGCCAAGAGUAAAAUUCGCAUGGCCAAGGGCGAGAAAGUAACCUGCAUCAUGGACGCCUGGGUCAAGAAUAUGCUGGACUCCGCCGCCUACCGCGAGAAGAUCGCCAAGGGCGUGCCCGUGAACGAUUCAGAUAAACCAGCCCAUCUCCUCCGUGACUUCACCGAUUAUGAAAUCGCCCAGACCAUCUUCACCUUCCUGUUCGCUUCACAGGAUGCCACCAGUAGCGCGUCCACUUGGCUCUUCCAACUCAUGGCUGACCGGCCCGAAAUCCUCGACAAAGUCCGCGAAGAGAACCUGAGACUCAGAGGCGGCGACCGUAAUGUCCCCAUCAGCAUGGAGCUGCUGGAUCAGAUGACCUACACUCGCGCAGUUGUCAGAGAAACCCUCCGCUACCGCCCACCAGUAAUCAUGGUUCCCUACAUGGUCAAGAAGGACUUCCCCGUCACCCCCACCUACACUCUACCCAAGGGCUCCAUGAUCAUCCCCUCCGUGUGGCCCGCCACUCAUGACCCAGAGGCCUACCCGGACCCGGACUCAUUCAAACCAGAGCGAUGGCUGAACGGUGAAGCGGAUAAGGCCGCAAAGAACUUCCUCGUCUUCGGCACAGGCCCGCAUUAUUGUCUGGGUCAAACAUAUGCCCAACUUAAUCUGAUGGCUAUGAUUGGUAAGGCUAGUAUGUUUCUCGAUUGGGACCAUCAUAUCACUCCUGUAUCGGAGGAUAUUCGGGUGUUUGCUACGAUUUUCCCGCAGGAUGACUGCCCCCUCGUUUUCCGCCGCAGACCGGAAUAG
Messenger RNA from Blastomyces dermatitidis ER-3, 1602 nucleotides. RefSeq names its product C-22 sterol desaturase. The record is from RefSeq and is a predicted model, not a curated record. Gene Ontology annotation, biological process: sterol metabolic process. NCBI's taxonomy places the organism in Eukaryota, Fungi, Ascomycota, Eurotiomycetes, Onygenales, Ajellomycetaceae. The transcript is spliced from 4 exons. Gene Ontology annotation, molecular function: heme binding; iron ion binding; oxidoreductase activity, acting on paired donors, with incorporation or reduction of molecular oxygen. Bases 1 to 1602 code for a protein of 533 amino acids.